AUGUUGCGAUUUAAAAGGUACGCUACGACCUAUGCGCAGAGACAGGUGUUGCGAAAGUACCCCGUUGGGGCAUCGAUUCAUGGUUAUGACAUAGAGCGAGUUAUGCCAGUCCCUGAGCUAAAACUGACUGCUGUUCACCUGAUCCAUGGACAUACGGGCGCUGAGCAUUUGCACAUUGAUCGUGAUGACAGAAAUAAUGUUUUUAGUAUUGGAUUCAAGACUAAUCCUCCAGAUUGCACCGGUGUACCGCAUAUUUUGGAGCAUACUACGUUAUGUGGUUCCUACAAAUACCCUGUGCGUGAUCCUUUCUUCAAGAUGUUAAAUAGAUCAUUGGCUAAUUUCAUGAAUGCGAUGACUGGUCCAGAUUAUACUUUCUUUCCCUUCUCUACAACGAAUAAGACCGAUUUUGCAAAUUUGAGAAGCGUUUAUUUGAGUUCUACAUUGAAUCCUCUGUUGAAACCUGAGGAUUUUUACCAGGAAGGCUGGAGACUAGAACAUAUGAAUGUGGAGGACCAAAAUAGUGAUAUUGUGUUCAAGGGUGUUGUGUAUAAUGAGAUGAAGGGACAAGUGUCGAAUGCCAAUUAUUACUUCUGGAUUAAGUUCCAAGAAUCUAUUUAUCCAUCGUUGAACAAUUCUGGUGGUGAUCCACAGUAUAUCACGGACCUUCAUUAUAAUGAGCUUGUGGAUUUCCACCAAACAAACUACCAUCCUUCUAACGCCAAAACUUUUACUUAUGGGGACUUGCCUUUGGAAGAUACUUUGAAGACUUUGAGUAAAGAAUUUGCAGGAUAUGGGAAGAGAAAGAGUUCCAAAAAGGCACUCUUUCCCAUUGAGAUGAACCAGGAUGUGGAAGUGAAUGUCAAGGGUCAAGUUGACCCUAUGUUACCUUCUGACAAGCAGUUGAAAACUUCUAUGACCUGGUUAUGUGGAUCUCCACAGGACAUGUACGAGAGUUUUUUGCUCAAGGUAUUGGGAAGUAUAUUGAUGGAUGGUCACUCUUCUAUUGUUUACCAAAAGUUGGUUGAAUCGGGAAUUGGUCUUGAUUUGUCAGUCAACGCUGGUGUCGAUUCAUCGACUUCGGUCAAUUUCUUGACCAUCGGGUUACAAGGUGUGUCUGACUUGUCAAAAUUCAGAGAAACAGUCAAUGAGAUUUUCAAGGAAGUGCUUGCAAAACCAUUUGAUCGUCAAAAGAUUGAAGCUAUUAUCCAGCAGUUGGAGUUGAGUAAGAAAGAUCACAAAUCUGAUUUUGGGUUGCAACUUCUGUAUUCCGUUUUGCCCGGCUGGACAAACAAGGUGGAUCCUUUCGACGGAUUGCAAUUUGAUGAGACAUUACAAAGGUUCCGCGAGGAUUUAGAGGGAAAGGGUGACGCUCUAUUCAAAGAUCUGAUCAGCAAGUAUAUCAUCGACAAACCAUGUUUUAAAUAUUCAAUGCAAGGUUCUGAGGAUUUUUCAACUGUUUUGGAAGAGGAGGAAAAGACUCGCCUGAAUAAAAAACUACACCAACUGAACGAGAGUGAUAAAGAUGUCAUCUACAAACGUGGUCUUCUACUACAAGAGAAGCAAAACUCUGUAGAAGAUUUAUCUUGCCUACCUAGUUUGAAGAUAAGUGACAUACCACGUACCGGUUCUAACUACAAAGUCAACGGACAAAACACCAGCACUAUGAGUCGCAUCACCGAUACUAAUGGGAUUACAUAUAUUAGGGCAAAGAGAAAGUUAAGUGAGGCCAUCCCAUUGGAUUUGUAUCCUUACUUGCCAUUGUUCGCUGAUUCUUUGACAAGCUUGGGUACUUCAACACAGGAUUAUAGUGAGAUUGAGGAUGCUAUGAAACUACACACCGGUGGCAUCUCCACCCACAUUGACGUUUCUUCUGACCCGCUGACUUUGGAACCACACUUGUAUUUCAGAUUCGAUGGGUGGUCUCUAAACUCAAAGACAGAUCAUAUUUUUAGCAUUUGGAAAAAAUUGUUAGUGGAGACCGAUUUCCGCAAACAUAGCGAGAAGCUUAAGGUUCUAAUCAGAUCGCUUGCUUCUUCCAACACGUCUGCCGUCGCAGAGUCAGGACAUACUUUUGCGCGAGACUACGCUGCUGCUCAUUACAGCAACAGUAAGGCCAUCAGUGAAAGCCUAAAUGGUGUUCAACAAUUACAAUUAAUUACAAAAUUGGCUAAUUCAAUGGAUGACGAAGAGGCUUUCCAAACCAACCUAGUGGACAAAUUGAUCGAAUUAAAGGAGCGGAUUAUUGGAUCUCAAGAUCUUCAGUUCUUCAUUACCACAGAUUCUCAACCACUUGCUGAUGAGGUCAAGUCGCAAAUCUCUCGAUUUGUUCAAGAGAUGCCUCAAAGAACCACAAAGGGAGGCCUCGAUGUAUCGAAGUUCCCCCUAUUACCACUGUCAGAGACCAAUACUCUCAUUGAUUUUCCAUUUCAAGUUCAUUAUGCCGGUAAGUCACUUCCAGGUGUUCCAUAUACCCAUCCGGAUGGCGCUCCUUUACAAGUGUUAGCCAACAUCUUGACAUUCAAGUACUUGCACCGUGAGGUGAGAGAGAAAGGUGGGGCCUAUGGCGGUGGGGCUGGUUACAGUGCGCUAGACGGUCUCUUCAAUUUCUUCUCCUACAGAGACCCACAUCCACUACAAUCUCUGCAAACCUUUGACAAGAGCGGUUCAUACGUUCUGAACAACGCCAGAUGGGGCAAGGGAGAACUUGACGAGGCAAAGAUGACUAUUUUCCAACAAGUCGACGCACCAAUUAGCAGGAAGAGUGAAGGUGUCACCCAUUUCUACUCAGGUGUUACUGACGAAAUGAGACAAAAGAGGAGAGAGCAACUCCUUGAUGUAUCGCUAUCAGAUGUCCAUAGAGUUACAGAGAAAUAUUUGCUCGAUCAAACGGGCGCCAAUGCAGUGAUUGGACCGGUGAUUGAGGGCAAGACAAUACCACCAAAAUGGCAAAUCAAGAGCCUAUAA
Molecule: messenger RNA, 2964 nt
Organism: Torulaspora delbrueckii
Lineage: Eukaryota; Fungi; Ascomycota; Saccharomycetes; Saccharomycetales; Saccharomycetaceae
Gene: CYM1
Product: pitrilysin family metalloprotease
Exons: 1
Coding region: 1-2964 (987 amino acids)
Biological process (GO): protein processing
Cellular component (GO): mitochondrial matrix
Molecular function (GO): metal ion binding
Source: RefSeq, a predicted model, not a curated record